Notodromas monacha is the source of this 1825-nucleotide messenger RNA. NCBI's taxonomy places the organism in Eukaryota, Metazoa, Arthropoda, Ostracoda, Podocopida, Cyprididae. The record is from the annotation of a GenBank genome assembly.
AUGAGCAUCGCGCAACCCGGCAUGGUUGCCGGGAUACCAAUGGGAACGACGGGGAUGAGUGGAGCACCUGGUGCCACUUCGGCGAACCAGCAAUUUUGUCUGCGCUGGAACGAUUUCCAAACGAACAUGGUCUCCUCAUUUCAGCACUUGAGGGACGAGAAAAGUUUUACCGACGUAACACUAGCCUGCGAUGGGCAGACGACAAAAGCACACAAAAUGGUUCUGUCGGCAUGUUCACCCUACUUCAAGAAAUUAUUAGAGGAGAAUCCGGCAAAACAUCCAAUCGUCAUCCUCAAGGACGUGGAGUUCAAGCAGUUGAAAGCCAUCUUGGACUUCAUGUACUCCGGCGAGGUGAACGUUGCUCAAGAGGAGCUCCAGUCGUUCCUCAAGGUCGCCGAGCGACUGAAAGUAAAGGGUCUUGCUGAGGUCCCGAAUGCGGGCGGUGGUAUGCGACCAGGGGUGCCAAUGGGCGCCCCUCUCCACCAUCCUAUGCAAAUGCCUCCGCCCACCCAGGGAACGCCGCCCGCACCAGGCCCCAAUUGAUGCGCGAAAUAGAAAUUAUUUGUCCCGUGAAGCGAAACGAAAAGGGUUCGUCCUUGUGCAAAUUCGCUUGGGGUCAUGUGUUUCGGACUCGUUUGUUUCCCUGCUGAUCUGUGGUUUUUUUUUUUACAAUUUGGCAAUUCCACUUUGAAUCGAAUUGUAUUUCCACACAUGAAAAAACAAACCAAAAGCGAUCGCAGUAUAAUGAACGUCGUCAGCACAUGAUCAAGCGAUAUUUGUCGGGCAACCCUUGACAUUUGAAACCAAUUUUAUGUUCGUUAUUUCUCAAAGGUUUUCGUACGUCGUGUGGGUUUGUUGUAAUCUUUGCCAGUCCUAUUUUAUUUCAUUUUUUCUUUGAGGCGUUACGUUGCGUCCGCUUUCUAGGCCGGCCAGCAGCCAACCGUCAAUGAAUCCUGGGUUUGGAAUUCUAUUUCUCUGCUUGGGCGAGGACAUAUUUUGGAUUGGGGUUGCCUGCGUGCCUGCGCCGUGUCGCGACAAUCGAAGCCAUCCUUUUGAGGGAGGGGAAACGGUUUUAAAGGAAUAUCUUGUUUUUCAUCUUUCGCCCCUCUCCUUCGCCUCCUCUGUUUAUCGUGUUUUCAUGUUUCACUCCUAAAUAAUUCGUCAGAUGAGUACAGAACGAUUCAAACAAAACAUGCCAGAAUUUUUGAUGAUCUUACGCCUUUCCCGUCGUUGUCAAUACUGUACUUCAUUUUUUUUUUAAUUUUGGCAGUUUCUAGUUGUUUGGUUUGUCGUCAAAAAGAGGAUGCGAUUAUAAUUCCUAAGCUUCGAAAGGAAAAAGAACAUGGGUACUUUGUAAGCGCAUUUUCUUUCUCGAUUGUCUCGUAUUGCUGCUGAAAACUCACUAUGUUUCGUUCAGCUUUUCCGACGCAUUAUGUGGAGAAACAUAUUUAUUUAUUCGUGGUCGCAGUUUUUAUGCUUCUUUCGACUUUUUCAAGUUAGAUUUUUAUCAUGACAUUGUGAUACUGCACCUGUAACGUUUAUUCGUGUGCUCGUUUUAUUUUAUUGCGCGACGUGCGAAGAAAACUUGCCUGGUGGACGGGAAUUCAUUGAUCUGAACCGUUCAACUCGUUUUUUGUUUGGUGGCUCAUUUGGAAAUUAUCUUUUCGUAUUCGACCAGAUGGAAGCACUCGUUUUUUCCUUCUCGUGCCGCGACGAUCUUUUUGCAUAGCAAUCCCAAGACCGGGUAUUCGAUGAAAGCAUUUCUUCCUCAACUUCCAGUUUUGCGGCUAAGGCGAAUAAAAGAAUGUUUCGUCCUGUUGUGAGA